Molecule: messenger RNA, 1460 nt
Organism: Caenorhabditis auriculariae
Lineage: Eukaryota; Metazoa; Nematoda; Chromadorea; Rhabditida; Rhabditidae
Source: the annotation of a GenBank genome assembly
AUGUCCUCGCCGCUGGUUUCGUUAUUCUUCUUAUUCUGUUUCUGUUCCUAUAGUUAUGCAGGACGAGUUCAUGUUCGAGGAAACGUCCACUGUUCCCACCGAGCGAACAGGCAACUGAUGACCGUUCGUCUGAUGGAGGAGGAUUUCUCAGAAGGUCGGUUUCAUCAUCUAUUCCCCAGCUUUGUAGGCUGAGUACAGGAAGAAAACGCAUAAAGUGUUAAUGCCAAUCUGAUCCUGAUUUGAUGGUAGUUUUUGUGAAGAGCAGAGCAAGAGGAGAAUAAAGAGGGGUCAUUCCUUUGCGGUUCGGAUUUUUCUAAAAAAUUGCUCAAACACUUUCUGAAUGUCUAGAUGAAAAUGUGUCAUAGUCACCACAUACGCAAACUUCUAGUUUAUAAGAUUUUGCAAAAAAUGGGUUUCAGGCCUAACUUUUUGACCUUCAAAACUGACUAUCUCAAAAUAUAGCAGCUGGCGCGUGUUGCAAUUUUGAGGUAUCUUCAUACAGGAAUUUUUUGAGUGAAUCUGCAAAAAAUUCUGAAGUGAAAUGACCUCCUUGUGGGUUCUGAUUCUGUGUUAAAAACAAAACCUGAGAAUUAAUAUCUCAAAAAAUAAAAGUUUGCGCAAGUAGCGACUAUGAGUGAACUUUACCUAGAUAUUCAGAGAGUGUUUGAGAAAAUUGUAGGCAAUUCCAAAUCGAAAAAUAAAAUGACUUGUUAGCCCCAAUAAUUGCAGAAGAAAAAGCUUAUCGGAUAUGGAAUGAUAUUGCAGAAAUAAUUUUUUUGUAGAUGGAUUAUAAAAAAAGAUUUUUUUAAAAAAAUUUUUGGUCCAUUUUCAAACAUUUAUGAAACGGAACUUUUGACUUUUUGACGUUUUUUUGAGAUGACGAUAAGAAAAAUUUUUUUUCCGAGUAAAUAGCCAGCUUCCUACCACAUACUUUUAUUCAGAUAAUCUAUGUUUCACAAAAAUAUUUUAUUUCAGCUUUUUCUUCAUAAUUUCAAACCCAGGCACGAUUUUUUUCAGCACAUUCUGAAACUCUGGAAUUUUAUUCUCAUAUCAUAUUAUUGUGUUUUGUUCCUUCAAAAUCAGCAGCUUGAUCAAUUUAUUUAAAGAUCUAUUUUUCAUUCUCAAGCCUGUUAAUUUUCAACUAAAUCAGACUAGUUUCAGUUGCUGUUCUAAAUUGGUUCGACUCGGACGACAAUCUGGAUGAGACACAGGUUGCUUAUGGAGAACAUUUCACGGUCGACGGAUCCGAAUUCGAGUUCGGAGGUAUUGAGCCCUACAUUGAAGUUUACCACCACUGCUUUGUGAGUUUAGUUUUUCUUCUUAUCAAAAUGGAGUUUUAGGGAAGCCCUGAAACGGUGCGAAUCGAAAUCACCGGUCCGGAAGAGGGUGGGGCAUACCGUUUAGGAGAUCUCGUGCUGGAUGAAGGCUCCCGUUACCAUGUUUUUUUCAAUGAAUUCUGA